AUGGCGUCGAAAAAUCAAAUGACAGACCCGCUGCGCGUCGGUGUCGCCAUCCGCGCCCAGUUGCAGCACGAGAUUCCCAAGGAUCUGCCUCUCGAACGGGAUUUCCGCGAAGGGACAGAUUAUACCAUCACUGAUCAUGUCGUUGAGCUCCAUCGGACCUUAGUGAAAGACCCACGCACUCUCGAGCUUAUGACCGGACUUGUCACGCACUUGCACACUUUCGCAAGAGAAACGGCGCUCACACAUGCAGAGUGGACGAAGAUCAUAACGUUCCUCACCCGUGUAGGAAAAGAAAGCACAGACUACCAGAAUGAGUUCAUCAUACUCAGUGAUACCCUUGGGUUGAGCGCACUUGUCGACGAAUUAACUCAUCCCAAACCUGCGGGAUGUACUGACAGUUGCGAAGCUGGCCCAUUCUAUGUCCCUAAUGCCCCAGAAGUUCCUUCCGGCUCAUCGUUAGCCAAAGCUGGCACCCACGGUGAAGCCAUGUUCUUCUCCGGGACCGUCAAGAAUACCAAAGGUCAGGGGAUCAAAGGUGCCAAAAUUGACGUGUGGCAAGCGGACGGUGAUGGUAUAUACGACGUCCAAUACCCGGGUACUACAGAGGCCAAUGACAGAGGGAAAAUCGUAGCGGAGGAUGAUGGCAGCUUUUGCUAUCGUGGUAUCCUGCCCACGGCUUACCCCAUUCCAAGCAAUGGGCCAUCUGGCGACCUUCUUCGAGCGCUUGGCCGGCAUCCGCAUCGUGCCUCGCACAUACAUUUUGUACUUGUUGCGCCAGGAUACGACGAUCUGACCACCGCCCUCUACCCAUCUCACUCACCUUUCCUCGGCACUGAUCCUGUAUUUGCGACGAAGAAAUCCCUGGUCUGCAACGUAGUGGAAGAAUGCAACCCCGAACAAUGGGCGAAAAUGGGCUUUCAAGACGGCGAGGUCACAAAUGGCAGAGUUUGGGUCUGGACAUAUGGUUUCGUUUUACCUACCGUGGAGGAGGUGAAACAAUUCACUCGCAAGCGCGGCUCAGCUAAGCUGUAG
Molecule: messenger RNA, 1032 nt
Organism: Fibroporia radiculosa
Lineage: Eukaryota; Fungi; Basidiomycota; Agaricomycetes; Polyporales; Fibroporiaceae
Exons: 7
Coding region: 1-1032 (343 amino acids)
Biological process (GO): catechol-containing compound metabolic process
Molecular function (GO): catechol 1,2-dioxygenase activity; ferric iron binding
Source: RefSeq, a predicted model, not a curated record